Messenger RNA from Theobroma cacao (cacao), 343 nucleotides. NCBI's taxonomy places the organism in Eukaryota, Viridiplantae, Streptophyta, Magnoliopsida, Malvales, Malvaceae. The record is from RefSeq and is a predicted model, not a curated record.
AAGAUUGGGAAGACAAUGAAGAAGAAAGAUGGUGAAUGCUACUCCUCUAUGUGCUAACGGUUGUGGCUUCUAUGGUUCAGCGGAGACCAAGAAUUGUUGUUCCAAGUGUUACAAAUUAGAGCUGUUCAAACAAGAGCUUUCCAACUCGGCCAAAACAAACGAUCCUACUUCAGCUACACCAAACCCUUGUAACAAGAAGCUAGGUUUAAUGGGUUUCACGUGUCGGUGUGGCAAAGUUUUCUGUCAGGUUCACCUAUAUCCCAUGGUGCAUUCAUGCCAGUAUGAUUUCAAGAAGGCUGAUCGCCAAAUUUUACCUAAACAAAACCCUGUUAUAAAAGGGUGA